This is a messenger RNA of Marmota monax (woodchuck), 2846 nucleotides long. It is a transcript of the gene Kctd19, whose product is annotated as potassium channel tetramerization domain containing 19. The record is from RefSeq and is a predicted model, not a curated record. The coding region runs from base 1 to 2802 and encodes 933 amino acids. The transcript is spliced from 16 exons. Gene Ontology annotation, biological process: protein homooligomerization. Lineage: Eukaryota; Metazoa; Chordata; Mammalia; Rodentia; Sciuridae.
AUGUGCCUCUUCGUAGGGGUGCAGGAGGAGACUGGCAUGUCUCAUGAAUCCGCAGAAGAUUUGUUUCAUUUCAAUGUCGGAGGAUGGCAUUUCUCAGUCCCCAGAAGCAAACUCUCUCAGUUUCCAGACUCCUUGCUGUGGAAAGAGGCUUCAGCCUUGACCUCUUCAGAAAACCAGAGGCUUUUCAUCGACAGAGAUGGUUCCACAUUUAGGCAUGUACACUAUUACCUCUACACCUCCAAGCUCUCCUUCUCCAGUUGUGCAGAACUGAACUUGCUCUAUGAGCAAGCACUGGGUUUGCAGCUGAUGCCUUUGCUGCAGACUCUAGAUAAUCUGAAGGAAGGGAAACACCACCUCCGUGUGCGGCCUGCAGAUAUACCUGUUGCUGAGAGAGCAUCUUUGAACUACUGGAGAACCUGGAAGUGUAUCAGCAAACCUUCAGAAUUUCCAAUAAAAAGCCCAGCCUUCACAGGCCUACAUGACAAGGCACCUUUGGGGCUCAUGGACACACCACUUUUAGACACAGAAGAGGAAGUGCACUACUGCUUCCUGCCCUUAGACCUGGUGGCCAAGUAUCCAAGCCUAGUGACUGAAGACAACCUGCUGUGGCUGGCUGAGACUGUGGUCCUGAUCGAGUGCGAGUGCAGCGAGUUCCGCUUCAUUGUGAAUUUUCUCCGUUCACACAAGAUUUUGCUACCAGAUAAUUUCUCCAACAUAGAUGUGUUAGAAGCUGAAGUGGAAAUUCUAGAAAUUCCUGAGCUCACGGAAGCUGUACGGUUGUACCGGAUGAACAUGGGUGGCUGUUCCCGGACCUCCUGUCCUCCCCCAAGCCCUGGAAAGGGGGUACGUGCAGCCGGUCUGGAGUCUGUGAAGCCACUGUACAUGAUGGCCCUUGGUCUGCUGGUCAAGUACCCAGACUCUGCGCUAGGACAGCUCCGCAUUGAGAGCACGCUGGAUGGAAGCAGACUGUAUAUCACAGGGAACGGAGUCCUCUUCCAGCAUGUCAAGAACUGGCUGGGGACUUGCCGGCUUCCCCUGACUGAGACCAUUUCCGAAGUGUAUGAACUCUGUGCCUUCCUGGACAAGAGGGACAUCACCUAUGAGCCAAUGAAAGUGGCUCUGAAGACUCAUCUGGAACCAAGGAGUUUGCCACCCAUGGAUGUGCUUAAUGAGUGGACAGCAGAGAUUACUGUGUAUUCCCCACAACAGAUUAUCAAAGUUUAUGUUGGAAGCCAUUGGUAUGCAACCACCCUGCAGACCCUGCUGAAGUAUCCAGAACUGCUGUCCAACUCUCAGAGAGUAUACUGGAUCACAUACGGACAGACCCUACUUAUCCAUGGGGAUGGCCAAAUGUUCCGACAUAUUCUCAACUUCCUGAGACUUGGAAAACUCUUUUUACCAUCUGAAUUUAAGGAAUGGCCUCUCUUCUGCCAGGAGGUGGAGGAAUACCACAUUCCAUCCCUCUCAGAAGCCCUUGCACAAUGUGAGGCAUACAAGUCAUGGACUCAGGAGAAAGAAUCUGAAAAUGAAGAAGCUUUUCCCAUCAGGAAGCUGCACGUGGUGACAGAAGGACCAGGGUCACUUGUAGAAUUCAGUAGAGAUGCCAAAGAAACCACAGCCUGCAUGCCUAUGGACUUCCAAGACUGCAAUGACAGGACUCCAUGGAACAAAGCCAAGGGGAAUCUGGCCAGAUCCAGUCAAAUGGAAGAGCCUGAACAGUAUACUCGGACUAUCCAGGUCUCCCUGUGCCGAAAUACCAAGAGGGCAGGCAAUCCCAGUGCAUACUCACACUGCUCUAGCUUAUGUGCUAACCCCAGACACUGGGGAGGCCACUCUGAGAGUCCCCCCAAAAAGAAGUGUACCACAAUCAACCUCACACAGAAAUCUGAAACUAAAGAUCCCCCUGUCACCCCCAUGCAAAAGCUUAUCUCCCUGGUGAGGGAAUGGGACAUGGUCAAUUGCAAACAGUGGGAAUUCCAACCAAUGACAGCCUCCCGGAACAACUCCUUGGAGGAGGGUGCCCUGCAUCUCCCCUCGGGAAGUGAGACUGCUUCCCAGUCCAGCACCUCCGCUACUUCGAAAGCCCAUUCCAUUGCGUCAGAGAAGGAUUCAGGUCUACCAGCAGGGGCUGGAGCUGGAGCAAAAGACAAGGGGCCAGAGCCAACCUUUAAGCCACACUUUCCCACAAAAAGAGCUAUUUCCCUGAAGGACUGGGGCAAGCAGAGACCAAAGGAGAGAGAAAGCCCUGCACCUGAGCAGCCUCUGCCUAAUGCCAGUGGGGUAGACAACCCAGGGGUCAUCCUUAAAGUGACUCACCCGCCUGUUGUGGGUAGUGAUGGCUCCUGUAUGUUCUUUGAGGACAGCAUCAUUUAUACCACACAGAUGGAUAACCUCAGACAUACGCCACUUACAGCCAGCCCCCAGCCCCGAGAGGUGACUUUUCUUAGUUUCUCUCUGUCCUGGGAAGAGAUGUUUUAUGCACAGAAAUGUCACCGAUUCCUGACGGACAUUAUCCUGGAUUCCAUCAGGCAAAAGGAUCCUAAAGCCAUCACGGCCAAGGUGGUCUCUCUGGCCAACCGGUUGUGGACUCUGCACAUCAGCCCCAAGCAGUUUGUGGUGGAUUUGCUGGCCAUCGCUGGUUUCAAGGAUGACCGGCACACUCAGGAGCGCCUGUACAGCUGGGUGGAGCUCACACUGCCUUUUGCCAGAAAAUAUGGCCGCUGCGUGGACCUGCUCAUCCAGAGAGGCCUGUCUAGAUCUGUCUCUUACUCUGUUUUGAGCAAGUACUUACAAGAGGGCUAGGGUGCCCAGAGACGCUGCCCUGCAGCCUCCAUCCCAUGCAUGUG